Monoraphidium neglectum is the source of this 528-nucleotide messenger RNA. RefSeq lists its product as hypothetical. NCBI's taxonomy places the organism in Eukaryota, Viridiplantae, Chlorophyta, Chlorophyceae, Sphaeropleales, Selenastraceae. The transcript is spliced from 3 exons. Bases 1 to 528 code for a protein of 175 amino acids. The record is from RefSeq and is a predicted model, not a curated record.
AUGGCGCGUGAGGAAAUGGCGCCACUGGACCUCGGCAACUUGCCAUCGCGCAGGCCAGACCUCUUCUCGCAGUACAACCACGAAUUAUGCCGCAAGGUCGCGCCGCGCUUCAUGAUGCUGCAUGCGGAGGCUGCGCAUCCCCCAGUGAUCGUGCGCAGCGAGGGGGCCUCGGUGCUGAUACGCGAGCUGGAGAAGACGCACCUCAAAAACAAGGCUGCUGCGGGCCACAAACGCGCCCUGCAGUCGGCGGCGCAGAAGCGCAAACAGCCGAGGAGGCACAUGCAGCAGCAUGUAGAGCAGCAGCAAGGCGAUGAGCAGCAUGAGCAGUCGCAGCAGCUGCAGGAGCAGCCGCAGCAGCAGCGCCAGCAGUCGCAGCAGCCGCCACAGCAGCCGCAGCAGUCAUCGCAGCAGCAGCAGCAGCAGCAGCAGCAGCAGCAGCUGCAGCAGCAGCAGCAGCAGCAGAUGCAGCAGGCGGAAUUGCGACUGCAGCAGGUGCCCGGCUAUGCGGAUGACGCGCGUGUGCCAUGA